Messenger RNA from Tachysurus fulvidraco (yellow catfish), 4354 nucleotides. It is a transcript of the gene phkb, whose product is annotated as phosphorylase kinase, beta. Gene Ontology annotation, molecular function: calmodulin binding. Bases 1 to 2868 code for a protein of 955 amino acids. The record is from RefSeq and is a predicted model, not a curated record. Gene Ontology annotation, biological process: glycogen metabolic process. Gene Ontology annotation, cellular component: phosphorylase kinase complex. NCBI's taxonomy places the organism in Eukaryota, Metazoa, Chordata, Actinopteri, Siluriformes, Bagridae. The transcript has 25 exons.
AUGCUUUCCGAAGCCUCGCGUCCUUCGAGAGUCGCGCCGAAGGUUCUGUAUCGUGUGCACACCAGCGCAAACUUGUCUAAUCCGCUAGUGAUGAACGAGCGAGCUGCGUGUCAGCAGGUGGAGGAAAGAGCGUUUGUGUUCGGGCAGAGAUCCAGCACGGGGAAGGUGAUAAAUGUUUCCGCACACUUCUUAAAUCAUCACGCCGGAGACCCGAACAAAGCAAAUGGACGUCAUUUUGCUGCCGCGGUAACGUCUGAAAUCGAUCACGCCUCUGAUCUGUUCUUGGCUUUCCGUUGUAGUUCCGUGGGACUCGCCAAAGCGGCUCUCGAGGCCAUCAAUGGAUUCAACCUGUUUGGAAACCAGGGAUGCUCCUGGUCAGUGAUAUUUGUGGAUUUGGAUGCUCACAAUCGCAACAGACAGACGCUGUGUUCCCUUCUACCCCGAGAGUCCCGAUCUCAUAACACGGACGCGGCCCUUUUACCCUGCAUCAGCUAUCCGGCAUUCGCGGUGGACGACGACGCACUUUACAGCCAAACGCUGGACAAAAUCGUCCGUAAGCUUAAAGGCAAAUACGGCUUCAAGAGAUUCCUGAGGGACGGAUACAGGACGGCGAACGAGGACAAGAACCGCAGAUACUACGGACCUGCUGAGAUGAAGCUCUUUGAUGGCAUCGAGUGUGAGUUUCCCAUAUUCUUCAUCUACAUGAUGAUUGAUGGUGUGUUCAGAGGAAACACGGAUCAGGUGAAAGAAUACGAAGAGCUGCUGCAGGCCGUCAUUUUUCAGUCUUAUGAAGGUCAUGCCGUCAUUCCAAAAUACUACCACGUGCCGGCGGAUUUUGUGGAGGCGGAGCAGAAGAAACACGGCAGCCAAAAACGUUUUCCGAGCAACUCGGGUCGUGACGGGAUGCUGUUCCUGUGGGGUCAGGCUAUGUACAACAUCGCCAAGCUGCUGGUGGACGGCCUGAUCAGCCCCAAAGACAUUGACCCCAUCCACCGUCAUGUACCACGUCAGGACCAGAGGAACGUUAGCAUGAGAUACUCCAACCAGGGUCCCAUCGAGAAUGAUGUGGUGAUCCACGUGGCUCUUAUCGCCGAGAGUCAGAGGUUGCAGGUUUUCUUGAACACGUACGGUAUACAGACUCAGACCCCUCAGCAGGUGGAACCCAUUCAGAUCUGGCCUCAGCAGGAGCUUGUGAAGGCAUAUCGUUUUUUGGCCAUCAAUAAGAAGCUUGGUCUAAGUGGACGUCCAGAGAGACCGGUGGGCUGCAUCGGGACCUGUAAGAUUUAUCGCAUCCUGGGGAAGACCGUGGUGUGUUACCCCAUUGUGUUUGACCUCAGCGACUUCUACCUGUCUCAGGAUGUCAUGUUGCUGAUCGAUGACAUCAAGAACGCCCUGCAGUUUAUUAAGCAGUGCUGGAAGAUGUCGGGCUGCCCGCUGUUCCUCGUUCUCAUCAGAGAGGAUAACAUCAGGGGGAGUCGCUUCAACCCCGUACUCGACAUGCUGGCCUCCUUCAAGAAGGGGAACAUCGGAGGGGUAAAAGUUCACGUCGAUAGGCUUCAGACUCUGAUCUCCGGAGCCGUGGUUGAGCAGUUGGAUUUUCUGCGUGUCAACGAAGCAGAGAUUCCCGAGUUUAAGAGCUUCGAGGAGCUGGAGCUGCCCAAACACUCGAAGGUGAAGCGUCAGACGAGCACGCCGAACGCCUCGGACCUCGAGCAGCAACCUGAGAUCGACGUCGAAGAGUGGAGGAACAAAUCCACACACGAGAUCCUGCAGAAGUUCAACGACUGCGUCUGUCUCGCCAGCCAGGCACAGCUCGCUAGUGUUCUCAUGAAGAAAGAAGGUCCAGACUUCUUCAGCAAAGACGAGUACCUGAAGGCCGAGUUGGAGCGAGUCUACAGGAGAGCAGGCAGCAGGAAACUCUGGUCCGUUGUACGUCUCGCUGCCAGUCUCUUAACUAAGCUAGUGGACAGCCUCGCUCCAAGUAUUACUAGCGUUUUAGUGCAUGGCAAACAGGUGACUCUGGGUCUGUUCGGACACGAGGAGGAAGUGAUCUCUAACCCUCUGUCUCCGGCCGUCAUUAAGGACAUCAUUUACAGGAAGUGCAGUCCUCACGGCGAGCGAGAGGCCGUGCUGCAGCAGGAGCUCGUCAUCCACAUCGGCUGGAUCAUCUCCAACAACCCCGAGCUGUUCAGCGGCAUGCUCAAGAUCCGCAUCGGGUGGAUCGUCCAGGCCAUGAAGCACGAGCUGAAGAUCCGCGCAGGAGACAUGCCACCUCAGGACAUCUACCAGAUGUCACCUAGUGAUGUCAAACAGCUGCUACUGGACGUUCUUCAACCUCAACAGACGGGCAGGUCGUGGCUGAAUCGGCGUCAGGUCGACGGCUCUCUGAACCGAACUCCUCUCGGCUUUUACGAUCGCGUCUGGCAGAUUCUGGAGCGGACGAGUAACGGCAUCGUGGUUGGAGGUCUUCACCUGCCUCAGCAACCCACUCUGUCUGAUAUGACCAUGUAUGAGAUGAACUUCUCCCUGCUGGUGGAGGACAAGCUGAAGAACAUCGUGCUGCCUGAAUACAGACAGAUCAUUGUGGAGCUCCUGAUGGUGGUGUCUCUUGUGCUGGAGAGGAACCCUGAGCUGGAGUUUCAGGAGAAGGUUGAUUUGGACAGACUGGUGAAAGAAGCCUUUAUUGAUUUCCAGAAGGAUCGAGGAAAAGCUGAGACGGCUCAAAGUGAGAAGGAUAUGGAGGUGUUCUAUAACACUCCUCCACUGGGGAAGAGAGGAACCUCCAGCUACCUGACUAAAGCAGUGAUCAUCCAGCUGUUGCAGGGGGAAGUGAAGCCCUGCAAGGACGACCCCUGCUCCGUCAGCUGAACACGCCUUCCUUUUCUUCUCACUCUCUAUUCCUCCGUGUUCCUUCCUUCUCUCCGUCCGUCCUUUCCUCUUUACCUUGUUUAUUUUUAGCGUCUAGAGCAACUCAACCUUUGCACUUGCUAUCGUACAUUUUUUUAAACUGCACUGUUACACGAAACCCCCGAGUGUUCAGCUUCACCUCCUGACCGUUUCAUCCCACACCAUUUUCCUUUUCUCUUUCUCUUUAGUUUAAACCACAUCGUGCGUUAGUUUAUCGAUUUGGCUGGUGAUGACCCGGUUUACCGUCACACCGUUAUACAAUAUAGUGCUAUUAUUAUAAGCAAAAUCCUGUCAGUACGCUCUGUGAUGAGUUUUAGAGGCAGUAAAAUAAUUACUGCUAAGCUCCGCCCACUCGACGUGCAGACACCGUACAGUGUGAAUAUGUACGUUCAUCCUGAACAUUUAAAACGACAGCUAAGAGAAACUAAAACAGGGUUUUUAAUUAGACCGUAGCUGGAGAACUAGUUUUAGCAAGAGGUUUUCUCAAUGUCAAGAAUCUUUAAUAAAGAUGAUGUCAGUUUUAAUGACAAACUCUGAACUAUUUUGGGAUUCUAACAGGAGCUGACAGGUAAUGUAAUUAGCGAUAGUUUUAUUUCUACACACCGGAUAAUCGACCCGUCUCGUCUUCCUCGUAUCUACCGUAUUCAUUUUGCUGUGGUCUUUUUUUUUUAAUACACAUUUAACCAAAUGUGACAAAAUUAAACAUUAAUUUUUACGAUUAGUAUUUAUUACUGUCUGUUUUAUUGCCUCCUUGUGGUUAAGCUACCAAUAUAGGUUAAAAACAAUUAGUCCAAUAUAAUUGACGCGUAAUCCGAUAGAAUGAACUUACCCCACCCAGUGAGAAUGAAUGACAGGUGAAGCCCUCCAUAGGGCUUUUAGAUGCAGUGCAUAUCCCUAUGUGCAAAAAAAAUGCGCUGAAUGUCUGCUUUAAUGAUUUACUUUUUUCAUUGCUUACAAUUCAAUUAUUCAUGCACGGUGAUGUAUAAUUUUGCCUCGUUCGGUCCAGCAGAAUUAGAUCUCAGUUAUGUCACCCUGAUAAAAAACAAACUAAACACUGUGAGCAGGAAAGAAAAGCUAAAUCUCUGCUUUUCAGCGGAUGGACGUUUCUGCACGAUGUAGGAUCUGUGUGUCUCACUUCUGUCUGCAUGUGUUUUUUUUUGUUGCAUGAUGGUGUUUCAAAUGUGAAUGGUGAGAUGUCUGAAGUUCAGCACUUAAUCUCGGUAAAAUAUAAAAGGUUAUUCUACAAUGAUGAUCAAAAUGAAUUUCACUGCUUUAGCUGACCUUUCCUCAUCCUGAAGCUCAAUUGGAAUGUAGUAAUGCAGUGUGUUGAAUUUGUGUGUGUGUGUGUGUGUGUGUGUGUGUGUGUGUGUGUGUGUGUGUGUGUGUGUGUGUGUGUGUUUUACAGUGUUAGGAAUAAAAUAAAUGCACAUCUGAUGUACACACUGAA